Penicillium manginii is the source of this 936-nucleotide messenger RNA. RefSeq names its product zinc-binding alcohol dehydrogenase family protein. The transcript has 2 exons. The coding region runs from base 1 to 936 and encodes 311 amino acids. NCBI's taxonomy places the organism in Eukaryota, Fungi, Ascomycota, Eurotiomycetes, Eurotiales, Aspergillaceae. The record is from RefSeq and is a predicted model, not a curated record. Gene Ontology annotation, molecular function: oxidoreductase activity, acting on NAD(P)H.
AUGGCCACUCAGCAAAUCUGUCUCGUGCAGGCCCCAGAUACGCCAGAUCAACUCGAACUUUCGUAUUCUUUUCCCGUCCCCACAAUCGAAGCGCCAAAUGAAGUGCUUGUCCAGGUUUCUGCGGUCGCUCUCAACCCUCUCGAUUGGAAACUCGUCCAUUACUUUCCUCGGCCUGGUACUGUGGUAGGCUGCGACUUUACUGGUACCAUCAUCGCCCGCGGGAAUGCAGUGACAGAUCUUGCAAUCGGUCAACGCGUCUGCGGUGCUGUCGUCGGGUCAAAUCCGAACAGACCCUCGAAUGGUGCGUGUUCAAAAUUUCUCAUUGCCGAUUCACGCAUAUUACUCGCUGUUCCAAAUGAGUGGACAGAUCUUCAAGCUGCAGCACUGGGGGGGCGUAGAUCUGGUUAUGCGCCCAUCGCAACUGCAUCGCCUACUUCAUCAGACAUGGUAAAGAAGUACGGAGCCGUUGCAACGAUCGACUACAACUCGCCGGACUCUGUUGAGCAAAUCCAGAAAAGAAGCAGCGGUCAGCUGCGCCAUGCUAUCGACUGCAUCACUAGUGAAAAAACAAUGGGCAUCUGCAUGAAGUCGAUCUGUCGAGUCGGCGGUCAAUACAUCUGUUUGGAACGAUACGAGCCGGAAUGGAUCACGCGCAAGGCCGUUCGGGUAGCUAUUGUCGUUGGGGCAGAAGCUGCCGGUGAAGGGUUUGAGUUGGAGGGUCUGUAUUGGAGAGGCCCAGACCCGCGAAAGUUGAAAACUACCAUGCAGAUGCGACAAGAGAUGCAGAGGAUGAUUAAUGCGGAGCAGAUCCAGCCGCACCCAGUGCAUGAACUAGAUGGUGGCUGGAGUGCCAUUCUUCGGGGGCUACAGCUAUUGCGUGAAGGUGGCGUUCGUGGGAUUAAGCUGGUCGUGAAGAUUCCCCAGGAGACCCAGUAA